Olea europaea var. sylvestris is the source of this 970-nucleotide messenger RNA. RefSeq names its product ras-related protein RABA5a-like. The transcript has 2 exons. Gene Ontology annotation, cellular component: endosome. The record is from RefSeq and is a predicted model, not a curated record. Bases 54 to 731 code for a protein of 225 amino acids. Gene Ontology annotation, molecular function: GTP binding; GTPase activity. Lineage: Eukaryota; Viridiplantae; Streptophyta; Magnoliopsida; Lamiales; Oleaceae.
AUACAUCAGGAAAUGUGUUCUGGCAUGUAUCUAGAAGGGUGAAAGUCUGAAAGAUGGCAUUUCAUUCGGAGGAGGAACAAAUUGAGGAUUACCUUUUCAAGAUUGUUUUGAUUGGUGAUUCAGCUGUUGGUAAAUCGAACUUACUUGCCAGAUUUGCCAGAGAUGAGUUUUACCCCAAUUCAAAAUCAACCAUCGGAGUAGAAUUCCAGUCGCAGAAGAUGGAAAUCAAUGGGAAGGAAGUUAAUGCACAGAUAUGGGACACGGCUGGUCAGGAAAUGUUUAGAGCUGUCACCUCUGCAUAUUACAGAGGUGCAGUUGGAGCGCUUCUGGUGUAUGACGUCAGUAGACGCCAGACAUUUGAUAGCAUCGGUAGAUGGCUUAAUGAACUACAAACCCACUCCGACAUGAAUGUAGUGACGAUACUAGUAGGCAAUAAAUCCGAUCUCAAAGAUUCUCGAGAAAUUACAACCACUGAAGGCAAAGAUUUGGCCGAGGCACAUGGUCUAUUCUUCAUCGAAACUUCGGCUCUGGAUUCGUCCAAUGUCUCAGCUGCAUUUCAGACGGUAGUUGGAGAGAUUUAUAAUAUUUUGAGUCGUAAGGUUAUGCAAUCUCAAGAGCUCAAGCAAAAAGAUCCCGGGUGGAUGGGGAAUGGAAAAACAGUUGUUUUACAGGGUGAUGAGAACGAAGAAGCUGAUGGGAAAGCGAAGAAAGCUGGAUGUUGUUCAUCUUAAAUUCCUCUGAUUUUGUUACCCCAUUGAAGCAAUCCUUCAUUUCAUGAACUGCUGAUUCUCUUAAGCCCUUUCACACAUCUUCUUUAAUUGGGUUUGUUUUGUUUUUUGUUUUUUUUUUUUUUUAAACUGUUGAAAAAGUAUUGAAGCAGUAUUUUCUUUAUCCUUGGGCCAUAGGAGAAUCUGUAUUAGAAAUUGUGAAUGACUUGAAGUAGAUAGAAUUGUGGAAUGUUCAGUAUUCA